Messenger RNA from Xyrichtys novacula (pearly razorfish), 25102 nucleotides. The record is from the annotation of a GenBank genome assembly. Lineage: Eukaryota; Metazoa; Chordata; Actinopteri; Labriformes; Labridae.
CUUGAUUCCCACAGGUAUCAUUUUGGACAGGGAAACUAGUUAAUCAGUGACCAAUUCUGAUCGAUUUUUAUUCACAAUAUGAAGGCGUCAACUGGAACACUUACCUGUCAUAGCUAUUACCUCAAGUGGACUCCACAACAAACACUGAUUAUUCCCUUCACCUGUUGAACCUGAAAGAGCAAAAAAGAGACAAGCAACCCUACACGUUAGCCUACACAUAUAUGAUAAAUUAUGAUCAUGUUGUUGUUGAGAUAAGAGUACAAUAAGCACAUUUAGAGCGUAAAACACUGAAAAAAAAGCUAUAUUUACUUGUGGGGGAGCGAAACCCCGCCCUCGACGAGACUGCACCCCGAAUACACCUCUCGGUUUGCCGCGGCUACAGUCUUCAUUUCGGGCUAACAGGCUAACAGUUGAACCGAGCUAUGGGUUCUUACCUCGAAAACGCCUUUCCAGCCGGAGACGAAAGCGACGCCAGCGACUAUGAGUGGGAUAUUGGGUCGUUUACGGAUAAAAAACCUUCCUCCAAAAAGGUUAGUGUUGAAAAACUCUUUCAUUUGUUCUCGGGGGUCGUCAUUUCUAGUAUGGCAGGAUAAACCGUUAGCUAGCAAAACCUGGCACUAACAUCGGCUGUGCGACCGUUAAUUUUUAAAAUAACUUAUAGCAGUGACCUCACGCGUCGCUUUCUCCUUACUUACUUGCGAAGUACUGUGGUAACAAUCGUUAAAAGACAGCUUUUCUAAACUGACAUAGACCUACUUAAUAUCAGAGUUGAACGUAUUGUAUUGUAUGGUGGCUAAGAACCGCCACUGCUGCAAAAAAAAAAAAAAAGAAUGCAAAAAAAUUAAAAAAAAGAAGUCACUGGUAUUUUUCAUUGGUAACUUCUGUUGUGGCUUCUUUUUUAUAUGCAUUCUGUUUUAUUUGCAGCCAUGGCGGUUUGCUAAUUAUUUUUCCACAUUAUUCUAUUCUAUUCGUUUUUCUUGGAGAAACUUUUAUUAACUGUGAAUGUCUUUCUAACUUUCAUAGAUCCUGGAUGCUGUUGUACCACAAGCAGAGGACAAUGUGUCAGUGCUGAAGAGAGCCAUCAGUGCCGGAGACAUAGACACAGUUGAACAGCUGUUGGACAAUGGCAAGUACUCCUUUUCUUUUCAUAAGCAUUUCUUUUCCUAACUUUAGGGGUUUUAUAUUCCUAUUAAAUAGAGUUUUUAAUGCUUCAGCAUAGCAACUAAAGAGACAGCUUCACUCUUGAAAGCUAAGAUACUAAUCCCUCUGCAAAUGCUGCAAAACAUGCUGCGUAGUGUUUCGUACUGCGCCUUAAAUAUUGGCACCAAUUUUUCAAGUCUUUAGUUUUUACCGACUAUUUACAAGUUCUGUUUUGACAACGCUUAGUUGGUAGCACCACAGUUAAAUCCGUUUUUUUUGUACUUUUUUUAGGAUUGGUGAAAGAUAAGAGUAAAGGAAAUGUUCUAGCAUGGUUUGUUAUUUAGUGAUUAUAUUGUAUGUAGUCUGGACUUUUUGUGCCAACAAAAACAGUUAAUUUCCAAAAUUUUAAAGCAGAGGAACAACUAAAUAAAAAGAAAAAUGUAUUGGAUAUAGGCCACAUACUUGCUUUUCAUGUAAUCAAUGGAUUGCCUCGCUUAACUUGAUACCCUUGGUGUUGACAGGCAUGGAUGUGGAGACCAGGCUUGGCUUUGAAUGGACUCCUCUGAUGUGCGCUGUCAAUGUGGCCAACUAUGACCUGGCCAAACUGCUCCUGGACAGAGGCGCAAGUGCCAACUUCAGCAAAGGUCAGAUAAACGCGUGUAACUCUAUCUAGAGCUGGUUAUCUCGAAUGCCUUCUCAGAAAAUUUUGCGGUUAGGUCACAAAGCUGGAAAUGUUAUAUUAAGAAUUUAACACCUCUAGAAAUGAUCUGUGUGGACAAGGUGAAAAUCUCCUCCAUUGGCAAAUCCCUGUACAUUAACUGUCUAACUGUUAAUUAUUUGACAGUUAACAGUGCAUCGUUGUCUAAUCCCUAAUGGCACAGAGAGAGCUUGUGUCUUGGUCUAUUUAGAGACAAAGUAUGUUUAGAUAUUGGAGCCACAGGAUGCCUCUAAUACCUCAAGUCUAUUUUUUAACCACUACUUAUAUAAACCCAAAGUUUAUCUUUAUAAAAAGCACCAAAUCCAUAUCUUGAGUUAACAUUGAUCUUAAUGUCUACGUUACAAAGGCAACAAAGGAAAUGCUGCUCUGAUGUCAUCAACAACCUAUAGAAAAUCACCAUCAUGUAUUAAUUCAAUUUAUGACCGACUGCAGUGGCGUUCAUUUGCAUCUGUUGAUGGUAAAAACAUAGCAGCAUCUUUGGUCACACAUGUCAAAGGAAGCUGCACAUUAUGAGGUUUGUGUUCUGCUCAGAUGCUCCUUUGUUCCUCACUCACUAUUUCAAAGAUACAAACUCAGACACAGAGCCAUGACAGGAUCUUCGGUGUCUCUUGAAGGCUCUUGUCAGGUGAGUGUCUGACUUGAGUUACAAAACACAAGUGAAGGGCAGAUCAGACAAACUUUGAAGACAUGUGUAACACCCACACACAUCCUGAAGUUCUCUGGGAACCUGCUUUGUUUUCUUCAAAGAUGUAUUAUUCAAUAAUUUUAAUUAUUUCUUGAACUUAAUUUAUCUAAGAGGAUUUUAAAAUGUUUUUUUUACCAACAGGAUUAAAGGUUUUCUGUGUAGCUGCACACUUUACAUGAAAGAUUCCCCCCCACAAAAACAUUUAUUUCUGCCAGACUGACGUUGAUUCGACACAUGCCUUUAAUUUCUCCUGCUUUGGGAUGAGUGUGCAGUGUGCAUGAACUAGAAACAACUCACAGGAUCAGCCGUGUGUUCCUGCAAGAGUUCCUCUUUGGCGUCAUCGGCAUUAAGUAAUGUCAGAUGAAGCACACUGGUGCACGGGCCAGAUGGGUCUCCUGGCUUUUGGCUGCAGCAGGUGAGGAAAUUGAUAAAAGGUGCCACAGGAAAGGAAAGCUCGACACCAACGCAACAGGGACCGCCAGCAGGAUUAGGGAUGGCUGUUUGACAUCCAAAUCAAACUAUCUGCCUCGUUUAAUUGUCGGAGGGGAUUUCUUGUAGUACAGAGAGUACUGUGAGCCAGACUCUUGUGAAUAUUAAUUACUUUAACAGCUGUUUUUGGAGGGGAGAAUCAGGAAAUCAUUUUGAGAGGAUGAAAUAACCAUGUGAAUUUAUCAUUAGAAUUACAUUAUAGCCUUUUACAGAAGUUUAACCAGCUUCUGACUGUAGCGGUUUUAAACAGUUUGCAUAAAGAAGACAUUAAAGCAUUCGGAUGAGCAAAAGAAAUGCCCAGGUUUAAAAUUAAGGAGUUGCACUUUAUUUUCCUUUGAGGUGGUAAACCUCUCAUAGCCCCUAGAUGUCCCAGUCUGAUGCAUGAACCCCCACUCUCACCACGUUUGUUAAUUCUCAGAGUUUGACUGUGCGUGUUAUUUAAUUCACAUUGUCUGGGCGUCUUUUGCUCCAGGCAGGUGAAGGAAAUGAUUAAACCGAAGGAUGACGUGUGGUCACGACCUGAUGGCAUUCGUCAAAGCAAGCAGACCCGGCAGAGGAAUGUAUGAGUGAUUUAUAUCGGUCAACAUGCUGCCAUCAUACCCUCUCACCGAUUCGCAGGCCUCCGAUUUAUUUACUCCGGGGCUCUCAGGAUGCAAACCAGGCAGUCUGGUUUACACCCACACACACAUUAUAUAAACACAAACACAUACGCACACAUGCACAUACACAUAGAUAUAGAACCAAUCAUGCACAGGAACCCACAUGCAGACUCAGAUAUAUACGUAGAUACACACACAGGAUUGCCUUGGGUCUGAUCUAAUCCAGAUUAGAUAAGGAAGCAGCUCCUCUGAAGUCAUUCAGAGCUGCCAUAAAGGCUGCUACACUUCCUGAUGCCAGAUAAUCAAUCUCCAUCACGGGGCUAUCGUCAGGAUUUUAUCUGUUUCCUCAUGGUGCGUGAUGAUUGACUUCAUUGCGAUUAAGAGAAAUUAACCUCCUCUUUCCUAAAAACUGUUCCGCUAAAUACUGUAAUAAUAAGGAAAAAAACUGAUAAAGAGGAUUUUUAUGGCUUCUUGUUUCUUUUGAAAAAGUAACCAAACUUAUUUCUACACAAUGAAACAUUACUGGAGGAUCAUCCGUCUGAUAAAGGUACAAUUUGUAAAAAUGGCAUGUUGAGUGAUAUCCGUCCAGGUAGGGCUGGGUGAUAUGGCCUCAAAUCAAUAUCACGAUAUACUGAUCAGUUCACCUCGAUAACGAUAAAUGGACGAUAACUACUCCACAAGCUGCUCACACCCCCACAUUAACUUCUACUUCAGCUGCUACAACUUUUGAACCGUCCUCCGUCUCCUUACCUUCCUUGCCCUCUUUGUUAUGGACUGGAUGGGGUGGAGUCACAUCUCUGACGUAGGACAGAUCAAAACCAACUUUUAUGUCUUUAUUUAUUUAUUUGACAUCGAAUAUACUGAUACGGGCAAAAUUACGUUGUUUAUUGUUGUAAACUUUGGUAUCGGUAAAUUUUCGGUUUAUCGCCCAGCCCUAUGUCCAGGUUUAAUUAUCAGCCCGAAACACUCCUUUGCUCACCCAUCCUGUCAGGAAAAGAAGCUCCUGUGAUGAUCCUUCACUUGUAAACCUCGUCUGAAUGCGGCUACAUGCUACGAACUGUGCCUUUAAGACAAAAACUGAGUGCAAAAUGUUAAUAGAGUUUUAAGUGAACUGCUUUCUGUCCUUUACUCAUGAAAACUUCCUAAAAGCUCUUGUUAUCACAGCUGAAACUCCCAUUGACAGUCUAAAUAGAAAGUAGAGAUAACUCCCACCUCAUUAUCAGUCAGUUUAUUCGCCUCUAACUGGUGGCUACCAUAUCACCGAGACAGGAAUUCCACCUGUAUAUAGAAAAGCAUUCAAACAAAUACCCUCCUUCUACUCAACUCAAGGAAAAAAGCAACGUGACUGGACUACCUUCCAAGUUUAGCUGGUUAGAAAUUUAAGGCAUGCAAAAAAUAAAACUGUUGAAAUGGUUUUUCAUCGUUCUUGUCCACAGAUAACCUGACGGUGCUCAUGGCCAGCUGCAAAGCGCGUGCAAGUGAAGACAAACUCGCACGCUGUGUGGAGCUCCUGCUAUCCAGAAAUGCUGAUCCCAACAUGGUAGACAGGUGAGGGGAGGGGGUGAUGGGGAGUAAAGACAUGUUUCAGGUCAAAAUGUUUACAAGAUACUGAAGCACAUUACGCACUGUGACACCCUUAGUGAUGCAGGCCAAAUAGAAACACUCCAGACCGUGACUUGAACAGGGGAGAAAAAAACCGGGGUGGGGGAUCAGGUUUCCUUUGAUGGUUCUUGUUAUGUUUGGCUGCCAUGUGGUAGCAUCAUGCACCACAACGCUCCAUACAGUGCGUGUAUAUUUGUGUGUUUUGUUUGGAAUGUCCUGUUAUGGCAUGUGCACGUACGGACGGGUAUCAGACAGACAGACAAACAAACAGGCAGCGUAAGGGGGCGGGAGGAUUGUGGAAGCUGUUUCACCAGCUUGGAUGCAGCACAUGGAGUUUGAUUUUGGUCAUUUGUGGGUCAAAAGUGGCACAGGUUAACAAUCCGGGACGUAUUUUGACCAAAUGAUGUAAAGAAGAACUAACUCUCAAAGGGCAUUCAAGACCAAUUAGUACAUUUCAACAGAGUGAGGACUUCUUACACAUUAAUGAGAAUCGUAACUAGGGCUGGGCGAUAUGGCCGCAAAUCAGUAUCACAAUAUAUUGAGCAGUUUACGUGCGUAACUACACCACAAGCUGCUCACACCCUCCCACAUUCACUUCCUCUACUUCAGCUGCCGCUCCAGCCGCUAUGACUUUUGAACCAUCCUCCAUUUCCUCACCUGUCUUUCCCUCUUUGUGGGGUAGUCACAUGUUCGACGAAGGACAGUGUCUUAAAGGGACAUGAGACCAUAGCUUACCUACAUACAUCCAAAAACAACUUUUAUUUAUUUGGGUUUUUUUUGACACCGAAUAUACCAAUAUGGGCAAACUGACGUCCGUUAUUGUUGUAAAUUCCGGUUCGUCGCCCAGCCCUAACAGUAUCCAUGCAGUUGAUUUAGCUUUUUCCAAUCUUUGUGUGCAAAAUUUUGCUCUAAAGUCAACAAACUAAAUUUUAAAUCUGUCGCCCAAAAUAGUCAGAAUAUAUAUCUAUCCAGUAUUAACUAAUGUCCUAAAAAAGAAGCUCAGGAGGAACUGUUUGUUAAUAGUUAAUAGCUUUAAAUGUGGAGUCACUCAAACACAGUGAUGGCCUGUAACUGCUAGUAUUCAUUAAGGUGUGAGGGAGGGUAGUAAACAAAAAUCGAUGAUAAUAAAAGAGACUACAAAUUUGAGAAUGGUUUCAGGAGAGCUAAAGUAUCGCUCAAACUUACUGUAACACUGCAGCUUUCACAUAUAAUGUAAAUGCAUCCAAAAUUAAGUUAAAAUGAAUCAUGAUUAACUUUUAGAAUUAAGUCAUAAAUCACAAUCAUGUGACAGCCCGAAAAAACACACAUUCUCACGCACUUUCAGCUGCUACCAUGCCAUGAGCAACUGUCUUAUCCCAGGACUAUUCCAGGAUUACAUAUGCUGUGAAAUUCAAGGUGUUGUUAAAAAACACGUAUUAUAACUUCUUGCUCUGCUACAUAAGAUGGUAUCUGACUUGGGGGAGAGUUUGGGAUUCAUCGCUCAGUGGAAAUAAAAUGCGGUUUCAUCCCCGGUGAGGUGCUGGAAAAAUUCCAUCUCGUGGAAAAAAUGUAGAGAAGACAUUCUUCAGUCACUUUUGCUGUUAACAUCUGUGGAUUUUUGCCGUGUCAAAGUGGGGGGAUUCGGCCCCCCAGUGGCUUUCUUGUUUAGCUAUCCCUAAUCCCCUGCCACUCUGUCACUGCCAAUAUGCCAUUACAUGCACGACACAAUCCUCCCGAUGACACACACCGUCAGGCUUUUGGUUUGGGAGACUGAUUGGUUCUUUCCCAGACAAAAUAUUUAAAGCAAGGUAACAAGGUACAGGAGGAUGUUAGUGAGUGUUGACCCCUCCUCUUCACCACUUCCUCUCAUUAAGAUCUAGAGAAAGAGGAAGAUUUUGAGGUUCUUGUGGGUGCAGACCAUAAACCUCCUCCUCAUCAUCAUCACCUCUUACGUCUGAAUAUCAAACCAAUGAUUAACACCAGCUGCUCGUCCCUCCAUCUUAGCGUAAACAAGAACUGUCUGUCAUCUCUCAAAGUCCUCCAAAGGAAAACACCAUGUGGGGUCCAUUUGUGUCCUUUUUUUUCCCCCUCACUGUGCUGUUUUGUGUUGAUCAAAUGUAUGCUCCCUCAGGCUGUACACAGUAUACAUCAUGUGAAUAUGCAACAGGGUCAUUCGAACUGCAGAUAUAAACCCAAAUGAUUUCUGUUCUGAGCUUCAAAUUGGAAGUAAAUCCAUCAUUUCAUGAAUACGACAAAUUGGUGUUUAAAGUAUCUUAGUUCUUCCAAAGUUCCACUCCAGUAAUAACUAGUAAGUAGGGCUGCAUGGUAAAUCGAUUUUAAAUCGUAAUCGGAUUAUUUGAUUAUGACGAUGUUUGAAAAAUUUUCUUCUCUAUCAUGUCUUGCGGCCACCGUAGGCUCCCCCUUCCUGUGGGAGCGCUCCCCAGUUUCCACACACUCCAGUGUAAACAAACAUGGCGUUUGUAAAAGGAGGCGAUAAUUUCAUGGCUAAAUAAGACAAGAGCAAGUCUGAAGGCGGUAUCAACCCGUCCACACGGAAACAAAUUCAGGAUUAAACGCAAAAGUUUUUUGUUGUAUCGGCGUUUCAUCCACACGGAAACGGCGUUUCGGUGGACUGUAAACGGUACAUUUUGAAAAUGGGUCAGAGAGUGCAUGAAUCUGUAAACGACGACCAUUUCAUCUCUGUGUGGGUGCCUAUCUGCAUCUCUGGUAACGAUCAUGUGACACACAGUGUAAUUCUUUUAUGGCGCCUGCGUGUCUGGCCAAAACAACCUUUAUACACAUGCUCUGUACUCUUCUUCUGUCUUUGGUGCAUUUCCUCGGCAACAUUAUAGCGCCACUUACUGGCUUGGCAUAUUCACUACAUCGUUUUCAGUGGUUUCGUUUUGAGAGAUGAUAGAAAAACUUUUUAUUAUUAAAGUGAAGUUUGUGGAAGUUGUCACUGAAUAAAAAAAAUCAAAAAUCAAGUUGUCAGAGAAAAUAAUCAGGAUUUUAUUUUUGGCCAAAAUCAUGUAGUCCUACUAGUAAGUACGGCAGACUACUUCAUCUUGAAAUGGUUUAUUACAGUUGGAGUUUUUUCUGAGGAAGAGCUUACAUUUUGAAGUUGAAAGUGUCUUUGGCGCAGACACAAAUCCUGCUCUGACUUCUGUAACAUUUUGCUUUUGAGCGCCAAAAAGCUCUACUGAAUAGCCGUUAGUAAAAGCUUUCACAACAGUCACAUCUACUCUGCGUCAUCUCGCUGACAGUCAAUGAAGAGUGUUGAUUGUUUUUUUUCACUCUCUCCACAACACCAGUGGAAACUCUGAGCCAGGGCUUGUUUUGAAGUGAAAAAUGCAGCUGUUGACUCUAGAUUUGGAAUCUGACUCAAGCUCACAAAUAUGAGUUCAUGAAACGUGGCUUUGGCUUCAGGACUAUGAGGGCAUACUCACAUUAGACAAUCUGUAAUAUCCCCAAGCACACUUGACCCCCAAUGUCCAGAUUUACAAGUAGGAGAGCUGGUAUAGUUGCUUAUGCAUGGGAACAUUCAGAGGCAGGCGUGUGAUGAUGCAGCUUCUCCUACAUCUAGAGCUGUAUCUUAGCCUUGCCUUAGCACAGGUGGAAAAGGCGGCCUUUCACUCGACUCAAAGCCACAAAGCAGGGUUUACAUAAGUUGUAUACUGGGAUAGAUAAUAAUAGAUAAUAACCAUAGUGGUCUGAGAAUAAAAUAUAUUUUUUACUUAAAAUACAUGAGGAAAGUAGUAACCUAACCUUUGCUGCUCUGUGUUUGUUCUGCUACAAUGAGUCAGGUUUUUCUGGAAGUCAUCUUUGUCACUAUCACAACACCUGGAACAAUGUUUACUCUGGAUUGUCUGUAUAUCGAUCAGCUGUCAGCGAAGGGACUCACCAGAUCUCACAACCUGAGGGACACACAACAGCACGUGAACGGCCUUGUCUCACAGCAAAAAGGGCCCCUGGGAACGUACAGUAGCGCAGGACAUGAAAGCAGCCGUGAAUGAUACGACCUAUCCUGUUCUCUCAGGGACAAGAGGAAAUGAUUUAUAGCAGGAUACAGGAAUGCAAGCAAAUAAAUUUUCUUACACGUCAGAGCUGUUGGUUGGUUUGUUUAAGUUCACAUAAAACAUUAACUUUUGUAUUCUUGGGAAUUUGGUAAAAGGACGCGUAAUGCCCUGAGUGUCUUUAAAACUCAGCGACAUAAUGCACAGAUUCACACCUGUUUGUUAAAGGAUACAAGCUGCUUUGAUUUUGUUCAGUAACUCUUUGGUGCGCCAGACGGAUUAAAGACUGUGGGACAGUUAUCACCUGCAGAAAUGCAAAGGAAAAGUGAAGUUACCUAAACCAGUUUUAAACCAGACGACUACUACAGUGUGAAGCAAUACAGGAUUAACUGCAGGGCCGGCUGUAUGCUUCCAAGAGACUAAAACACACAAAAAACUGUCAGUGAUCAUCAUUCAUCAGGUUUCUAUCAGGGAGCUAAAUCAUCUGCAUUAAUCUUCUCUUUGGUGGGGGGUUUACAGCUCAUAAAAACCAGUCACAAAAAUGACAAAAGAGUAAUGCAGAAAAUAUUGGUUUCCACAGAGAAAGUCUCCAUGGAUAGUUUAAGAAGAAAAUCAAUUUAGAGUCUCUGUUGUCUGCAGCUCAGGGGGAAACUACAAACGUAGGAGCCAUGUUUCAGAUCUGGAGAGAGAACAUUUGAGAACAGGGUAAUCUACGAUUUAAUGUGUCCUUUUACAGCCUGACACGUUACAAAGAGAGACCUGACUUUAACAACUUUGACCUUCCUCAGUAUUACUCACUCCUCUGUUGCCUUUGUGUGUUUACUUCUAUUUGAACAAGGCCUGUUUAUAAAUCACCUCUGCUGCAGUUUUUCCUGUAUCUUAUCACCUCCAACUCAAAUACAGCCAGUGAGAAAGAAACAUUCAUGUGAGAGGGAUGGGAAAGUGUUGAGGCGGGACACAGAGACAGAAAAGCCAUUAACGGGUCUGUCCAUAAUUUAUAUGCUAAUGUCGCCAUCAGAACACAGGCUAAAAAAUGGACCGAUUAUUGGCCUUGGCUGAUAUUUGGCUGGUUAUCUGUAUCAUCCUCUUACUGCACAGAUGGAGUCGGAUGUUUUUUGCACCACAUGAGGUCCUAGCUGAUUGGCUAAAUGUAGAGAUAGACCUGUUUAUCAGCUGGUCGAUUAAUUUGGCCGAUUUUUUGUAUUUUGACAUAAUCAGCUAGGGCUAGGCGAUAUGGCCUCAAAUCAAUAUCACGAUAUAUUGAGCGGUUCACCUUUAUAACGAUAAAUGGACGAUAACUACUCUAACUACUAACUACUAAUAUGGGCAAAAUGAUGUCGGUUAUUGUUGUAAAUUUUGGUAUCAGUAAAUUUUCAGUUUAUCGCCCAGCCCUAAUAUGUAGUCUGUGAUUAUUGUGAGACCCUGAAGAAGGGAUGGGGCCGAUCUAAUCCAGUAUCGGUAUUGAGUUCCAAUACCAACGAAAUUCAUGGAUCGGAUUGGAAUCCUGCGAAAACUUCCGAUCCAACCUGUAAAAAUUUCCGAUCCAUAAGUCAUGUAUUUGCUUUAAGUUUGUCUGCUGAAAUGACCGUACAAGUGAUUCUUGCCGGUUUGUCUGCUAGCUGUCUGUAAACUGCGCAAUGGAUUUUCUGAACAGAGGCGUGUCUCAAUGAGACAUAGAGAUGAGACACGCCUCCAUUUAGGAAAUCAUAAGUACAUAAACUUGCCUGUAGAAAGGAGUUCAUCACAGCCUCAUAUAAAAUAAACUAUAAUGAUAAUUAUAAUGAUUAAGCUAACAGAGCUCUGGUAUCGGUAUAGUAUCCGUAUCGGCAGAUAUCCAAAUCCAGGAAUCAAGAUUGGAUUGGAUGUGAAAAAAUAUGAAUUGGUGCACCCCUACCCUGAAGAUAAUGAAGAAAAAUUCAGCUGCUUGUUGUAUCACUGUUUGUUUCUUUAUGUCAAAGUGGUGAGAUGAAUCAGCUCUAUUACAUUCAGCAUGCUAGGAUAUAUGAAGAAAAAGAAAUAACAAUCCUCAACACGAGAAGGAACAGAGAUUGAGUAGUGAUUAUGAUCAUAAAUGAGAUUCUGUGUCCUCGUCAGAGUAAAAGGCUUCCUAUUUUAACAGAUCUUCUGCCAUCUGGUGGUGGUUUCCCAGUAUUUUCAUCACCAGUCCUGCUCAGUUAUGUCCUUCUUCCUCCUUCACUCUUACCAGUUUUAACGUCUUUGCUUCACCUUCUUUAAAUGUUCAUCACAAAUUUUUAAUGCCCUUUUUUUCUCAUCCGUUCCUUUUUUUCUCAUUUACUUCUCAUUCCUUUCUCUUUUGCUGUCUUCUCUUUCUUAUUCUCCUUCUCAGUUCUCAUUUGACCUGCUUGAUGUUGGCAGCCAGAGACGGUUACAGCAAGCUCAUCAACCUGCUGGUCUCUCAUGGUGCAGAAAUCAACGCCCAGGAUAAGUACGGAUACACGGUGUGUCACAAAAGUCAGAUACCCUGCAUUCAAAAGUUGAGAAAACCCUUCCAUGCAUCUGAUUUUUAACUGGUGCUUCUGUUUCUUGUAAGGCUUUAUCUAUGGCAGUGCAGUACAACAGAGAGGAGGCGGUGUUGAAACUCCUCCAGCUGGGAGCGAAUAAAAACUUGAGGAACAAAACUGGCAAAAGCCCUGCUGACCUGGCAGCAUUCUUCAAACACGCACAGGUACCUAAAGUCCUUUUAAUGAUGUAUUUAAGACACAUCACAAAAACACAGCAAAGUCAUACUUUGUCCUUUUCACAGAUAGGAAGGAUUCUGGCCUCUUCGUCCCACAUCUCGACUGUCCAGGCCUUCAGCUCCAUGGAGGAGACUCUCUCAAAGUUCUUCAAGACCGGCUCUGAACCACCACCUUCCACGGACAGGUGAGAAAACGUCAGACUUAGUAAAAGGGAUGUUUGAAAAUGAGGGUAUCACCAUGAUCUUUACAACACUUAGACAAUAUUACGACCACUCAAUCUUUAGUUUUUGCCUUUUUCAUUGAAUAAGCUGAAAAUCAAGCUCAUAUGGAUACAGAUUAGAAGAGCUCUGUUUGGCUUGUUAGUAUUUUGCUUCACUGGAGUCAACUCAGAGGGUGUCUGUUUCACUAGAAUCAUCCUACCCAUUAGUACUGUCUGAGUGCCUGCUGCCCCCUGUUGGAUUUCCUGUGCACUCGUGCCUGUGCAGCAGGUGUUGUUGAAGCAACGCUCAACCAGACAUAAACAAUAAUAAACUCUUUACUUUGAGUGUUUAGUCCGCUCAGGCAUGGCUGGGAAACGAUCAUCAGCCAAAAAACAUUGUACUCAAGCAUGUGAGGAAUCACAGCCCACAAACAGUUUAGCUGUCGGUCUCUCGUGUCAGAUGCGAAGAUACUUCAACCCCAGGAACACACAACACAUACUCUGCAUGCCACUGGAAAACAGAGUCGACUUUUAAGCUCGACAAUUCAGCGGUUAAGCUGAGAGUGCAUGAAUGCUGCGGUUCGUCUGAUGUGUAUGAACCCGGUGACACUUUCACUGCACCCACUCCAUUCCCACCGGAGAAAAGACGUUUUAUUUUGCACAACCGCUUCAGUAAGAGAUUUCAGGCUCAGUAUCAACACAUGACCUGGGUAGAAUAGACUUUUUUACUGCAUCUCACCUUUUGACAGGAAGUUAAAUCUUUAUCUAGCCGCCUCAGCCUGGUGGUGGCUGAUUCAAUUACUCUUAGUGGGCUUUCUUUGAUUGGACUCACUUUAUGUCUCCGCCAUCACAGCCCAUUAAGCAGUUACAGAGCUUCUAGUUCCUCCAACAUGUUUAGAGCAGAAUUUAGUCUUUGGUUUAGCCCUUUACCUUCAAAGGCGAUUUGAAGAUACAUUUUGUUAUUAUGGCUGUAAAAUGGUCAGAAAAGUCUGAGAGCUUUGGUCCCUUUUUCUAAGAGAACUUAAACUUCACUUUUCAACAUCUGAUUAUUCCACAUUAUAUGGAAUUGACAGCUGUUUAAAAGAAGAAAAUACAAAAACUAAUUUGUUUUUUCAUCACUUUUAUGAGAGCAAAUUUUGUAAAUGCUCAUGAAGUUUUGAUUUCAUAUUUGAAAAGUCAACCUAGACAUGUUUCGAAUCAGAAACAGUCGUUUUUAGGACUCUGGGUGUGCAAAUGAUGCACAUUUUACUUCGUCUGAACACACUGCAAGUUCAGAAGAAGCGUCCUCCAAAUCACUCUCCUCCAGGGCCAACGGUGGUGGCUGGCUCCUCUCUCUUCGCUGUAGGACAUAAAAGAUGCAGAAGAUCUUUUGUACCAACAGCCAUCAGACUUUAUAACUCUUCUGUAAAUAGUAGAUAACUUUUUGACACGUGACAACUGAGACUACAGACGAUUGAAUUUCCCAUUGGGGAUAAAAUAAAGUUAUUCUUAUUCUAAAUAGCUCCUCUACAUACUGUAGCGGCUGUUUCAUAUAUUAUGAUAUAUUUAUUAUUAUUUAUCACUAUAUUUCUAAAACUAAAAACACUAUUUCAGUUGCUCUGUCUGACUUCACUCUCUUUCUCCACUCUCCUUUUCUCCCACGCCCCUGUCAAAGUUGCAGUUUUGGUGGUAUCGUUUUAGAUUACUGUAAUUUAUACCAUACAUCAUGUAUUGACAGAAAUCACAGAUUCUCAGCUGAAUUUUUUAGAUUGAGCAAACUUUUAAAGAAGUAACAGUAUUGAGAAGCUGUGUAGUGCUUUGCCGAUACUUCCUGUGUUUUGCAAUGACUGCCUACCUCAUAUGAUUAUGACUACCAAAGUAAAUCCUAUAUGUGAAAUAUUGAAAUUUUUCUGAUUGGACAAACUUUGGCGGAGUUACGGUAAUAACUCUCCAGGCACAGAAAACAUUGCACCAGUGCGAUGGCUGUAGGUAGAGGGUUAGCACACCAGAGUUACAAUUCGAAGGCUGACUUCCUCCUUUACAAAUGUGCACAGCUAAGGGUAUACCCAUUCAUCAACUUUUAACACAGCUGGUUAAAUAAGUCAACAAUUUUCAGGGUGAACUCUCUGCCCUCCACAGUGUGAAGAGACUUGAUGACCUCGAGGUCUUCCUGCACGGCCUCGAUCUUGGCCACCUCGCUGACAUCAUGACUGUAAGUACCAGUCCCACGAUGGAUUAAAAUCCAGAUAUAUUAUUCUGCGAGCACAGUGCCUCUUUUUCAGACCCUCUCUUAUCUCACUAAUGCUUUGAUAGUUUGCUGAGAUAACAUGCUGUUACACAGCUCAGUGCAGCAUCAGGUCUACGGGUGUAGACCUGAGCGCAGCUGCAUUAGUGUCUGAAUGACACUUAAACGCUUUAAGACACAGCAUGAGAUGACGAGUUUACAUAUUUGACUCUCUGUUUAAUAAUGGAUCUAGUGUUCUGGAUUGGCUUGGCUCAAAUGAAGCUCGGGGUCAGCUCAAGUUUCCGGCCCUAUCUGAUUAAUGAAACGGGGUUUGAUGAGUGCAAAUGGAUUCUCGUCACUGCGUGGCAAAGCUUCAUGCAGGCACAUCUGUUUGAGGUGGCGGGGUCAGGAGGAGCAGAUGCAGAAGUUUUGAUUCGGUGAAUUGCGAGGUGGUUGUUACUUGAUUUCUUUCACAGUUUUUGCUCUUAUUUAGGAAAAUGACAUCACCUGGAGCUGCCUGUUGACCAUGGAGGAGGAGGACCUGGAGAAGGUAGAGGAUUACUCCGACAUCUGUUUGUCUGUCAGCUCUUUCGCAAACCACCAGACACUGAGGUGACCCAGAAGUGAUGAGGGCAGCAGAUGAUGUCCCAUUUUCAGCAGAAAUCGGGUGUUACAGAUCGGACCGAUGCCUGCAGUUAUAAUGAUACUAUUGUUUACAUUUCUAAGAAGACGUGUUACACUUGGUCUGUUGUCAAUUCAGCAUCUUUUCAGACUGGUCAUUGUGGUCAAAUCACAGCAAAAUCAGUGUAAGUGGGAAUUGCCAGAAACAGCGAUGCUGCCACUCACCUGAGACAAAUGGAGAAGAGCUCUGAGGCUGAAGCUGAAUGUUGAUGUCCAGAUGAGAAAUUUGGCACCAAUCCUCGUAAACAGGUCUUCAAACUGGGCUCUGGUCAGCUUAGACUGGAAAUGCCAGAGAAUGAAAAGAAAUAAAACACACAUCUGCAUUGAGACUCGACAAUAGUGAGGCAGUCUGGCACAUCAAGACGUGGCCUUACAGUAACUGUAGUCAAAGUCAGACUGGGCGAUUUCACUGGACCGCUGUCUUUGACUCGGUCCAAAAGCACUGGUCCAGAAUCAAAUUAACAGUGAGGUGGCAGCAAACCCCUUUUCAGCUCAGGACCGUUGGAUUGUCUGCUGGCUGGCUGACUAUGUCAUGUGUCAAACAAGCGACCAGUGAACAAGAAAGGAUGUUCUAGGGCUGGGCGAUAAACCGAAAUUUACCGACACUGAAAUUUACAACAAUAACCAAUGUCAUUUUGCCCAUAUCGGUAUAUUUGGUGUCAAAAAAUAAAUCAAAGUUGGUUUUGGACGUGUGUAGGUAGGCUGUGGUCUCAUGUCCCUUUAAGAGGCUGUUCUACGUCAGAGACAUGACUCCACCUCAUCUUGAGGGAAAUACAGGUGAGGAGAUGGAGGACGAUUCAAAAGUUGUAGCAGCUGAAGUAGAUAAAGUUAAUAUGGGAGGGGGUGAGCAGCUUGUGGUGUAGUUAUCAUCCAUUUAUCGUUAUCGAGGUGAACUGAUCAAUAUAUCGUGAUAUUGAUUUGAGGCCAUAUCGCCCAGCCCUAGGAUGUACAUCAAAAGAUAGAGACACUUUCACCCUUGCAGCUCUACCUGUGGCACAACAGCUUUGUCCCUUUUCACAUCCGUUUUUGUCUUGUGUCAAGGUUUUAGUUGACUACCUGGUUUCCUAGCAACAACAAAGCAUGCAAACUCAAGACUACGCGCAGAAUACUUUGGCCAGUUUCAGUCCGAUGGAGCUAAACAUGGAGGAGAAAAUCUAACCCCAAACAUGUUAACAUGUAUUUUAAGACUUAAAUAAUCUAUGUUUUGUUCCUGUAAAGGUACUGACUGACAUUGUGCCUCAUACAGUAUUUUUAAACAUUUCUUUAGAUAAACAUUUUCGAUGAAAGGAAAAUACUUUUUUUUUUUUUUUUUACAUCGUCAGAUUGGUAUCACUGAUCCUGAAGAGCAAAGGAAGGUGCUGAGUGCCGUGCAGCAGAUGCUCCUGGACAAAGUGGACAUAAACACUAUCAGCCAACUAGGAGCUGCAGACAGUGGGUAUGAGACACUUUUUUACUCUUUAACCCUCUCACCUGAAUACUGCAGUCAUAUUUCAGAUCAUUGUGUUUGACUAAAAUCUUGAGAAAUAUUUGUCAGUCUUGUGUUUGUCCGCUGAAAAAGAGUCUUAAACUUAAACUGCAUGAGUCAAAAAGCAAGAUUGACUGUAUUUGCAAAAAAUUAAACACCUGUCAGCCAUACAUACAGCACCAUCACCCCUCCCCCACAUCCAGCCUCCCUCCAUCAACCCAUAAUGGUCCAUCUGUCCUCCUCCACUGGAAGUCAUCCAUCAGCCCCAUGAGCAUCUCCCUGUCCUGACUUCUUAUCCCCCUUUCCUCAUCUCUGCGGCCGAGCGCUGAGCCAGGUCCUAAUAGUUUAAGCGCAGCUGUAAUGAUUUGUAAAGUGAGAGGUGAUGCAAAGCUAAAAUAAGCAGGAGGGAGCCAGCGGCAGGGGCCACACAGAGUCUCUGCACCGCAUCCCAUCACUUUAUGAAUCUUAGCUGGGACGGAUCUCUCCCGCUUCACCUGCUGGACGAACAGCUGUGGAUACUGGCUUCAAACAAACUGUCUAAAUAGAAUCAUCCUGAUGUAGGGCUGCACGAUAAUCAAAGAAUUGAAUUAUUUGAUCAUGACGAUGUUAAAAAAAUAAAAAUCGUCAAAUCGAUUUUCCUCUCGAUCAUGUCUCACGCCCCUUCCUGCGGGAGCGCUCCCCAGUUCCUACACACAACAGUGUAAACAAACAUGGCGUUUGCAAAAGAAGGUGAUAAUUUUGUGGCUAAAUAGGACAAGAGCAAGUCAGCCGUGUGGAAUUGGUACGGCUUCACAGUUUUGGAUGAAGAGUAAACCACUCCCCGCUGCAAAGUCUGUCUGGAGGCGGUAUCAACCCCUCCACACGGAAACAAAGUUUUUUUGCCGUAACAGCGUUUCGCUUGACUGUAAGCGGUACCUUUUUGAAAACGGGUCAAAGUGCAUAGAUCUGUAAACGACUAACAUUUCAUCUCAAUGUGGAUGUCUAUCUGCAUCUCCGGAAACGAUCAUGUGACACACAGCGUAACUCUUCUACGGCCGAAACAACAACCUUUAUAGGCAUGCUCUGUACUCUUCUUCUGCCUUUUAUGCAUGUCCUGUGUAGUGGCUUGGCAUGUGCACUACAUCGUUUUCAGUGGUUUCCUUUUGAUAGAAAAAGGGUUUUUUUUGGUGAAGUUGUCACUGAAUAAAAAAUUGAAACCGAAAUCUAAAACCAAGUUUUCAGAGGAAAAUAUUGGGAUUUUAUUUUUUGCCCAAUUCGUGCAGCCCUAUCCUGAUGCUUUCUUUGCAUUUUUCUUCGACGUUUCUUAAAGGUACCCAAAAAAGUUUUUAGAUACUAACCUGACAAGAGGGUGAUCCAGGAGCAGAUCCAACCCCCUGCAAACAAACCCCACCCUGAAUGAAUGGUGGGAUGGUCUUGGUUUUGGGAUUCAUCAUUAUCAUGGGUACAUUGUUGUUCCUUUCCAUCGGUCCACAGUCCUCACAGCUCUUGUCAGGUGGCUGCAGUCAACCAGCAACUGAAGAAAACAGACAAAGAUUUUAAAAAGCAGCAGAACAGCUCGUCUUCUUCAUGUUGAACUUGGCGUUAAUUUCUGCGUCUGUACAAUCCCUCUCUAUACUCAUUUAUUCUCUGCCUGGAAUUCAGUCAGAGUAUAUCACUGUUUCAGCCGCUGCCGUUGAGCAAGGCACUGUCUUGCUCCAGAAAAAGGGGUCAGGAAUGUCUAAUUUACUCAGACUGGAUAAAUAACGGAGCACAUAUGAACGAACCUUUUAUCAGCAUUUCCUCAUAACAGCGAGUCUUUUGCAUCUCCGAUCAUCUGCAACAGUGUUCCCACUAGAGGCCCAUCAUCACUCUCUGCUCCCUAGAUAAACUAACAGUUGGGAGAAGGGAGGUGAAGGUGCAGCUCAGGCUGACUGACAGUGUUUACUCGCCCCUCUGACAGAGUGUGAGGAGGGCUGGGACGGCUGGCUGCCUCGUCCCCUAACCGAGGGAAAUGUACCAUUAAGAUAAGAGCUAUCAAUAUCCCACAAGACCAGGGGAUGGGAAGAUGGAGACGGAGAGGUUGAUGAAUAUAAAUAACUUAUCAUCUCAUGUGGAUGUUUUUGGGGAGGAAUGACAGCAGGGGCUAGCAUGUAGAGGAGGAGGAGGAGGAGGAGGAGGAGGUGGGGAGAAGGCUUUGCCACCUGCUCAAAACUCAUGAAGAAUGUGAACACAAAGUUUGCACCAAACUAUCAAUCUGUCUGCCUGCCCUGUUUUCGCUGCAUCUCUUCAAGUCGCCUUCAUUAGCUGCUUGUCUGUUACAGGAGUGAGGAUCUGUAUAACUUCCUGAUCAGUCUGAAGCAGCAGUGCUGCUACCUGACAGAAACAAUCCAGGAUGUCGUCAGCCGCUUUCCCCGACAUCCCUCUCAGGUACAUUUCCUCUUUUGGGUUUUCUGUCAUCAUUUAUCACGUUUAAGUGCUGCGCAGUGACCAGUUUGUUCAAAUAUAUGUAGUAAACUACUGAUUAUGUUUCCUGGGAGACUAAUUUUUCUAUUUAAGUGUUUUAAAAAUGUGUCGAUAUACACUGAUGAGCCGUAACAGUGAAUAAUAUUGAUCGCCAUCGUCACUUGUCAGUGGGCUGAAGAUGAUAGAUAGCAGGUUUGUCCUGGAAGUUGACAUGUUGGAAGCAUAGACUGUAUAUAGAAUGAAUGCUGUCUGCCUCUUCACUGGGUGGAGCCACCAUGAGAACAGCACCCUCUAGUGAUGGGCUGCAGUAUAGGUCAUAAACCCCGCCUCCUCCAGCAAUCCCUAUGGAGCUGUGGACAAACUUUAGAAAUUUAUCACACAGAAUAUAAGUUUUUCCUCCCUGGUUGUGAUGUUGACAUGUAGUUACUGUCAGACUGGUUUUUGCUCAAGUCCUCUUUUUUUCUGUACAGCUCCGUUUUUAAAAGUUAUUAGGGGGUUCAUGUUUUCUAUGAUUGACACCUGAUACAGCCUAUGGGAAGAUUGCGUAGCUGACCUGGGGGAUACGUUGUUUGAGCCAAAUGGGUACAACGCUACAAUGGGUACAAGUGUGUACAACGCUACUGCACAAUGUUCGUUUCAGGAAAUGGAGAGAAAACGUGAAAUUACCGAGAGCUUUUCGGCUUUAAAUCUGUAUACUGGAAGAAGGCGGAACCAAGUUGUCCAUGGUCAAAACACAGAGUGCAUUAGCAAGAACUCUCUUGCCCUUUCUGCACAAACCAGCUUUUAUUGAACGUCCAUUCUGCUGUCUUAAAUGAGAACAAUUCUUUUCAAUGAACUCAGUCCAGAUUUGAAACAGGAGCAGGUGGAAACGAGGCUUUAAUGAGUCUCAUUCAGCUGCAUAAUUAUCCACUGACCCUCUGCCCUGUUCCCCAAUGUCUGAUAAUUCUUCUGCCCGUCUCACUCGACGUCUAAACUCGACCUUUGUCUGUCUCUCAUGUAGCUGGUUUUCUCCCUCGAUCCAAAGAAGGAGGCCAAAACUGUCUGCAACCAGCUGGUAAUCCAAAUGACAGACCUGCAGAAGGAAGUCACCUGCCUCCACAGUCUGCUCUGCCAGGUCAAAACUCACACACACAGACAGAAAGCAAACACAUGGAUGCAAAUGCUGCAAAGAAAUCAAAGCCCACUUUUACCUGUAUUCGCUUUGCGAGAUGUCUCUGUGAUUGACGAGAUAAAAACGGCAAGCAUCUACAAGACUCACCACACACAGCGCCAAAGCCUUCACUGCCAACCUCUCAUGCAGAAAGAAAUGAAUCUCUGGCUUCAUAUUUGGUUAUGAAACAGCGCAGAGAACGAGGUUAACAACACGUUUAACGUACGAUUGAAACUUGAAAAGAAAUUCUCAUUUUCUCUAUUCCAAUUAUUUAUCUGUAUUUCAUAUAAACGGACAAAAUCAGGUGGUAAUUUCAGGCUUGAACAUGUUUGUACUUCAUGCGAGUCAUUGUAAAUUCCUGUCUUAAACUCUGGACUGUUAUUUGGAGAGCUUUCCUCGUACUCUUGAGGAUUAAAAGCUACACGAACAGUUUACAGUGUGCGUCUGUGUCAGAUGUGUCGGCGUAUAUGAAUCCUGGCGAGCUCCAACAGGUAUGUGCGGGAGUGCUCGCUUGUGUGCACCUGACUCUGUGUGUGUGUGUGUGUCUGUGUGUGGGUGUGGGUGUGUUUGUAUUCCAAGAGGAGAGAGUCGUUCCUGACAGGGCAGAAUCCUCACAGCCCAUAAGUCAGCACCACUGUGACACCGACCUGUCAGCACGCAGACGAUGAAGCGAAGGGUUGAGGGGGCUGAUGGGAAGGACGGGGCGGGUUGAGGGAGUUUAAGGCGGGGGGGAGGAGGCGUUGUUAGCGGCACAUGGAGGUGUGUACGCAGGAGGAUAUUUCUGUAUAUUGGUGUCUGUGUAUGUGUUGUGUUGAUAGCAUCUGCGGGGUUGUGUCAGACAAGAAUUUGAAGGCCGAAUCUUCAAGGCAUCAAAACACACACAUACAGUCCAACUGUAGAUAUCAACCAAUCAGAUUUCACCGCAUUUAUCUAACCUGAAGAGAAACAUGAGAGAGUAAUACAAUCUAAUCUAGAUGCACUGAAGUGAAGUCGGAUGGCUCUCAUCGCUGCCACCUGGUGUCGACUGAGAUGAAUGUGUGACUCCUGAUAAAAACAAAGCAUAUGGGAAAACAGCAGCAUGCCAAGUUUAUCAAACCUGCUUUUAAACACCGUCUGAACUUAAUCAUAGCGCACAGUGGUCAUGAGUUAAUUAACCCAGGAAGAUACAUGUGUAAAAAAAUGAACUGUAGUAAUUAUACAUGAUUUAAAGGUGGUGUAGGCAGGAAUCUGUUAAAGAAGCAUCUUUUUUUGUGGUGUAUUUACAAAAAAGCUUUUAAUAUCAGUCAAUAGCUAUUAGUUAUUGAUGACAUUUGGGAAUAUAAUGAUAUCGCUGUGUUUUGUUAUGUCUGUGUAGUCAACAUUUUAAAAUUUCAGAGCGGUCCGCUCUUUCUGACUGUAAACAAAGCCUUUCCCUACCUCCCCCAUCCUGAUUGGUUGUGAGGCAGACGCUGCUCCCCCGUGUCGUUCACGAGCCCAAACAAAGUUAGCGUGAUACAAUAUCGGACAGUAGAAACCAACCAGAAAGUUCAGAAAAAUGUCUGAAUCCUCUUUUGGCCACGACUGCCGACACAAGCAAGAAAACAAAGUAAAUACCGGAGACUCUGGAGGAAUAACGGGCGCUUAGAAAGGAGGCAGACCACAAGCCGGGUCAACAAUGAUGGGGGACGCUUUGGGAUCUUCCGGACCCUGUAACCUUUCUGCUGGACAGGUAAACCUCUUUAAUAAAGUAAACCAAGUGUCUGUAACAGAAGUGUUUCUUGUCAAACGGACCUGCUGCAUGUUGUAGCGUCGCCAAACAGUUUACCUCGCGUCCUGGACUAUGUCACUUUAUCCUAGUUGUAGAAGUCCUGCAAACAUUGUGUUUGCUGGUAGUCUGUUGGCAUCUACAGUAGCACCAAUGCUUUUUACUUUCAUGUUGACUGGGCCCCAUUUGUAAUGAUCUGAAGUAUUUAUCUGCAUUAUAUCUGAAUUUAAUUGGAACGAUACGAUUGUUGGAGCAGAGAGGGAGGGGAGAGGAGGAGCUAAGAGGAAAACUGGUUGGGAGGGGUCGAGUUUACAUUCAAGAUUUCUCCCAAAAACAGGCACUUCCUUAGAUCCUGCCUACCCCACCUUUAAAGAGAGUUAUUAGUGAGGUUUAAAGCUGCAAAGGUCCCACAUGUGAUGAAUGCACACCUGCAUGCUGUUUCCUCAGCUCUGUUCCCAGCAUCAAUAUGACCAAAUAAGCUUCCAGACACAAACGGACAAACAGACACGCAAAGUAAGCGUCAACAGAGAUCCUCAUAAGGAGGUUUGGGGCUAAAAGCAGCAUAAAUAUUGGAUCUGCUUUCAACAGGUGGACAGAAACAUCACCACGAAGAAUGAUAAUAUUUCUCCAUGUCUGCCUGAUGUGUAAAUAGGCAGCUGUUUAGAAACACGCUUGGCAUAAUAACAACUAAAGGAGUAUUCCAGGAAACAUAAAAGUGAUAUUUACAUGCAGUGUUACUCUGUUUGCCUCAUUGUGCUCAUCAGUGACGGGCAAAGUACACAAAUAUGUCGCAUGACUUCAAGUAUAAAUACUCCAAUAUGAGAGAAAGUGUCUCAGUCAAAUUGUUUGAUUUUUACAAUGCAUGAGUUUAGUUGAGAGAAACAUGAGCGUACAUUCUGCCGUGUUGUUUUAAUCUAGAAAAUAUGAACUUCAGAAUAAGAGGGGCAGAGACAGGAGGAGCCAAAACAGCAGCAAAGAAAACCACAAAUACAGACAGAUUAGUUUAGAAUGUUAAUCUGGAAUAAACGUUUAGUUUUAGGUAAUGGUGAACUUCAUGCACGGACAUUUAAAACAACAAGAUUCAUUUUCAUUUAGGAAAAACCUCAAACAUGGACUUAAAAUGCAGCCAUCACCAUGACUACAAAAUAAACCUGCUGAUCUUACUGACAUUUGCACAGUCAUAGAGAUGCAUCAUAUACAGGUAUAUCAGUAUCAUGCAGAGGUGUCUAUCUGAAAGCACCUUCGCCUCUGGGGUCCAAAGGAAAUGAUAAUAUGGCCUUAUAACUAGGGCCCGACCAGUAUGGAUUUUUUGGGGCCGAUUUUAAAAUUUUUAUGAAGUUUUAAAAUUUAGUUAAUUGAAGUAAUAUAUCUACAUAUUUACUUUUUCUUUAACAAAUGGCUGCUUUGAGGCUUUUAAACACUUUGAAGAAUUAAAGGUAGAAAAUUCAUUUCAAAUCCUUUUUAUUGCUAAAACAACUGAAAAAGAAUGAGUUAUUCAGUGUAAAGCGCAAACAGUUAACUUCCAACUCUUUUGGUCAAGGUGAAGUUGUCCCACACCUUGCUUUCUUUUGACAUCUGUAAAAAACAAAAAGAAAAAAAAGAGAGAACAGCAAGUGUGCAUUAAAUAUGCAUUGUUUAAAAGAAUCUGUCUCGUUAUAUAUGGGCCAUUUUCAAACUCAUAGCCUACAUUCAGCAUUUUUCUUAGCUGUGUUUACACAAUAUGACUUACACUACAGCCCUGGCUAUUUAUUUUAACUGUAAUAAAGAUGUUAAACUAAUUAUUUCAGCUUAUUAUUCAGACUGUAGCAGGUGUGAGUCUGAUUAAUUUGUCGACCUCCAUCUUGUCAAACUCACACACUCGUCAUCCUCUAAAUAAAUAGCCGAUAUGAAUAAAUAAAAAUAAAGCUAACUCAUGCACAUCAUAAAAAAUGAGGAUCACUCGAUAUACUGUUUGUUACUGCUCUUCACGCCGACAGGAAGACCGACUGAUCAUCUCAAUAAUAUUCCACGUUUUUCUCAUGAAUCAAACUCGGACUAAAAAACCGUUUUCAACUUUCAUUGUUAUCGUCAGAAUGGCAAAACUUAUCAUGAUAAAUUUUUUAGCCUAUAUCGCCCAUCCCUAGUCUGCACCAAACAUGGGACUUAAUUUCCUUUUCGUCAAAUUUAAAGAUUGUUUUUGUAAAUGUCAUCUCAGGCAGGAAUUGGGUGUCAAGCUGCAUAAACAUUCUCAGUCUCUGGACAGCAGCAGGUGAAAUGAUUGUAAAGUCGAUUAAAAUACCCUGUUUCUAUAUUUGGUUUGUCACCCACACUGUAUGUUAGCUCUGUGGUCCAGUCUUCCCGGCACUCACUCCAAGAAUUUCCGUGUCGCGGCUGUCAGGAAGUCAGGAAGUUUGUGUUCUUCGCCAAACCUCAUGUUACCGAGUCAUAUUUGAACUUGAACUCGUCCUCAGGCUUUCUCACAUGACACGGUUUCAGCGGGGAACUGUGUCACUUCUUCACUUGAGAGUUCGGGAACAGAGGCUGGUGGAUCCUGGAGGAUUUGGCUCGGGAAGUUAGGGUGACUCAGGUCCCACGAGUCAUGCUGCGGUGGGGACAAGACGUUCCCUCAUCCUCAGAAUGAGUCGGUGUAUGUUUGAUUCACAUUCAGCAGUAACUGAGCUGAUAUUUCCCAGCCUGUCGACUUAAACCGUCUGACCAGGAAACUGCCAUAAUCCAGUCUGGAUUAAGUCGAAGUGACCCGUCUGAGACCCUGAACUUCCUGCAGGAGGAGGAGCAGGAGCAGGAUUUUAGUGUUUGUUCUGCUUUCUGUGUGUUUCUCAUGUGAAUCUCACCUCCCUCCUCAGAUGGAUGAGAGCAAAGAUCGCCUUCACGUUCCUCAACACGGUUCCCACGGCAACUGGAGGAUGCGGCCCUUCACCAGAGUGGCACUGAGCGCGCUCGGAGCCUCCCUCCUGCUGCUCCUCUAUAAAGCUGCAGGUGGAGAGGUCCCUCUGCGGGUGUACAGGAGUUUUCUCUGAACAGCAGGGAGGUCGUGUUCGUCUGUUUGUUCAUGAAGUCAAAAAUUGGGUGAUUGUUUCAAACGUCUGAUUGUUUUAGGACUCGUUUUUUUGGUCUUUGCUGGAGCUUGUCUUUAAGUUUAAUUUUGAUUUUUAUUUAAGUUUUAAGGGUUUGAUUGAAGUUUCUUUUAAGGAACAGUUUCUUACUUUGUGAAAUUAAGAGUGGAAAAAACUCCUGAAUCUCUUUCAGUGCCUGCAGAAAAUGUUAAUAAAAAUCCUCAAAUUAUGAUCGAGAGCC